Molecule: messenger RNA, 2136 nt
Organism: Galleria mellonella (greater wax moth)
Lineage: Eukaryota; Metazoa; Arthropoda; Insecta; Lepidoptera; Pyralidae
Product: heat shock protein 60A-like
Exons: 1
Coding region: 186-1904 (572 amino acids)
Biological process (GO): mitochondrial unfolded protein response; apoptotic mitochondrial changes; protein refolding
Cellular component (GO): mitochondrial inner membrane; mitochondrial matrix
Molecular function (GO): ATP-dependent protein folding chaperone; protein-folding chaperone binding; ATP binding
Source: RefSeq, a predicted model, not a curated record
AAACCUUUUUAGUAUUUGAUUUGAGUGAGGUUGGUCGGUUCUAGCUUCUUUCUUGUUUCCUAUAUAACCUAUAACCGGCAAUAGAUCACGUUUUACGAAACCAAGUUUCCAAUAAGAGAAUUUUCGAGAAAUAAAGUUUGAAAUAUUAAUUAUUACUCCGUUUAACCAUUCCAAUCAAAUUAAAAAUGCUUCGUUUGCCUCGUGCUGUCCGUCAAACGUUCUCACUUCACAAGUCUCAUCAAAUUGCAAGAUUUUACGCCAAAGAUGUGAGAUUUGGUGCUGAUGUAAGAGCCCUCAUGUUGCAGGGUGUAGACGUUCUCGCAGAUGCUGUCGCCGUUACAAUGGGUCCCAAAGGCAGAAAUGUUAUUUUAGAACAGUCUUGGGGUUCACCGAAGAUUACGAAAGACGGAGUGACAGUCGCCAAGGGUGUCGAACUAAAGGACAAAUUCCAGAAUAUAGGUGCAAAAUUGGUUCAGAACGUUGCCAAUAACACAAAUGAAGAAGCUGGCGAUGGUACAACCACGGCUACGGUCCUUGCACGAGCAAUUGCCAAAGAGGGAUUCGAGAAGAUAUCGAAGGGCGCUAACCCUAUUGAAAUAAGAAGAGGAGUAAUGCUAGCCGUAGACACCGUGAAAGAGAAGUUAAAGAAAAUGUCGAAGCCCGUAACAACGCCUGAGGAGAUCGCGCAGGUCGCUACGAUUUCUGCGAACGGUGAUGUCGCCAUCGGUCAGCUCAUCGCCGACGCCAUGAAGAAGGUAGGCAGAGAUGGUGUGAUCACGGUAAAAGAUGGCAAAACUCUCACUGACGAACUAGAGAUCAUUGAAGGUAUGAAGUUCGAUAGAGGUUAUAUUUCACCAUAUUUCAUCAACUCAUCAAAGGGAGCUAAAGUAGAGUUUCAAGAUGCUUUAGUCUUGUUUUCUGAAAAGAAAAUUAGCAAUGUACAAACUAUUAUUCCUGCAUUGGAAUUGGCCAAUCAGCAAAGGAAACCUUUGGUUAUUAUCGCUGAAGACGUUGAUGGUGAGGCACUUUCAACUCUUGUUGUAAACAGACUGAAAAUUGGUCUGCAAGUGGCAGCUGUUAAAGCUCCAGGUUUUGGAGACAACCGCAAAUCCACCCUUAGUGAUAUGGCCAUUGCUACUGGUGGUGUUGUAUUUGGAGAUGAUGCUAACCUCAUUAAGCUGGAAGAUGUACAGCCAUCUGACCUGGGCCAAGUUGGUGAGGUUAUCAUCACAAAAGAUGACACUCUGCUUUUGAAAGGUAAGGGCAAGAAGGCUGAUAUUGAUAGGAGAGCGGAGCAGAUCCGUGAUCAAAUCCAAGAGACUAAUUCUGAGUAUGAGAAGGAGAAACUGCAGGAGCGACUUGCUAGGUUAGCUUCUGGUGUGGCUGUUUUGCAUGUUGGAGGCUCUAGCGAGGUGGAGGUGAAUGAGAAAAAGGAUCGUGUCAACGACGCCCUGAACGCCACAAGGGCUGCAGUCGAAGAAGGCAUUGUUCCCGGAGGUGGUUCUGCUUUACUCAGAUGUAUUCCAGAGCUUGAAAAGCUUUCAACCUCCAACAAUGACCAGGCGACUGGAGUUGAAAUUGUGAGGAAGGCUCUAAAGAUGCCAUGCAUGACGAUUGCACGCAAUGCUGGUAUUGAUGGGUCAGUUGUUGUUGCCAAAGUAGAAGAUCUGGGACCUGAAUUUGGUUAUGAUGCACUCAAUAAUGAGUAUGUGAACAUGAUUGAGAAAGGGAUCAUUGAUCCCACAAAGGUUGUGCGAACGGCCCUCACUGAUGCCAGUGGAGUUGCCUCAUUACUCACCACAGCGGAAGCCGUGAUCUGUGAAAUUCCACAAGAAAAGGAGCCUAACCCCAUGGCUGGCAUGGGAGGAAUGGGUGGUAUGGGAGGCAUGGGUGGUAUGAUGUAAAGAGAAUGGACCUGACUGUUUGUGCAUUUAGUGUAUAAGGAACUCCAGUGUGACAUAUUGUUGGGGAUUGCAAUGAUCUUUACUAUCACCCUUGUGUGAAUGAGUAGUUUCAUAUAUUAUUAAGUCUGAUUGUGUUACAAAGAUAGUAGAAUUAUUUAGUUUUAAUGUUUGCUUGAGUAUGCGAGCAUAUUGUUAUUUUUAAUAAUAAAAUAAUGAUUUAUUAUAAUAUAAA